AGAUCUUAUCAUUAGUCAUCAGUGGAAAGGAAAUGCACAAUCAACACUUCCUUGUAUUCGUAUUUUAGAGCAUGAAAAGCGACAUUUCGCCAGUUUUAUCAGCAAUGACUUAACCAGAGUUGAGCUAAUGUGAGCUUGUGAUAAUACUAAUUCAUAAAACAAACAUGGGAAACCGUGCAUCUCAUCCAGAAUCUAUAGAAUGGAAAUUUGUUGGAAGGGAUGCAGAAAUGAGAAAAAUAAAGGGACUUCUAUUCAAGAAAAAAUCAGUUCUUGUUUUUGGAAUGAAGAAAAUUGGAAAGUCAAGAUUUAUUGAAGAAUUGUACAGACACUUGUGCAAAAAUGAGAAAUAUGAAUGUUUGAUCCAGGAUUUUGAAUCGGACGACAUAGAAUUAGGUCAUACGAUAUAUAACUGGUUUAUCAAUUUCUUGACUUCCAUAGGUGCGGAUGAAGAAAGAGAACAUUUUGUAAACCAAUAUCCGUCAGAAACAAUCGCAUGCCAUUCAUGUGAAAAGUGCCAACUUCCCGACAGAGACAAGUGUUUAAAACGGAACGAUCUGAUAAAGAAAGCCAUUUAUUCCGUAAUAUAUACCUUAGGGAACUUUAAAUGUGAAUUUGUGCUUUUCUUAGAUAAUAUCAACAAAAUUAUGGAUAGCCCAUUAAAAGACAGUUUUCUACAUUUUCAUCGCCUAUCACUGAAAUGCCCUAAUUUGAGAAUAGUUCUCGCAUCAGCCAACAAACCUAAACAAAUGACAAAAGGUUAUGAAUCUUUUGAACUCAAACCGUUAGACAAAAAAGCAAUUCUUGAAAUACUCUUUGAAACAACUGAACAAAGGGACAACUAUUCAGACGACGAGGAACUCUGUAGUGAAACUGUGUCAUAUUCACCAAAAUUCAGGGUAUUCAAGAAAGAGAACGAACCAUAUAUGGAAGCUAUUGUGAGUUUAUGUGAAGGGCUUCCCUUAGCAGCUAUUAUGUCAGGUAUGUUGUUGACCGAGGAUGAUUGCUUACUGACACUUGCAAAUCUUGUAGAAAUUCUGAUUUGCAUGCGACUAACGAGUCUCAGCCCAGACAACUGUCCACCAGAUGAUCGCUUAGAAAUCCAUAAAAAUCCAAAAGAAGAGGUAAAGGGGGUUGCAGCAUUUUUCAACUGCCUGAAUGAAAAUAUGACUGACACCAAGUUUAGUAUUGACAAGGCAGCAACUGUUGUAACUGAUGCAUCAGGGGAUGUCGAAACAGAAGCUAUGGUGAAACACAAUGUUUUGAAAAAAGCUUUGGAUAAGUCUAUCCUGUGUAUAAAAUCAAUGUCAGGGGAGCAGCAGCUGAACUGGCAUGGUAUAUUCCGGGAAUGUCAGGCAGCACUAAAAGCUAUAGACAGUAUACCUUCUGGCAAUGACACUGCCUCUGCGAAAGAUAUGGUUUUGAAAUUCAUGAAAGAAAACAUUGUUAAAGCUGGACUAGGCUUUGAUGAGGAAAUACUGAGAAAUCCAAAAUAUCUAGAGCUUGCCAUCAGAAGUCUCUCUUGCAAGGAGAAAACUCCACCACCAAUACAAGUCGUGGAAGACAAUGAGGCGGUUAGAAUGUAUCUACUUAAGGAACAUCAUUUGGCUAGCAAGAAGGCUGGUACAACUGAGUUUGACACAGAACAGUUACCAGUUAUGAAAGCCCAUAAAGGAAUAGAACAUUACAAAUCUGUGGAAAACAGUCCGCCUAACGACUCCCGAAAAAACAAGAAACUUGCCACUCGGUACUCCGUUUCUGAGGGAAGUGAUAGCAGUGAUUCCGAUAGUAUGAAUUUACAAUAUACAAAUAUUGAUAUUAGACAAACAGAGGGUUCGAUGAUGAACGAUGUUAACACCCAUAAAGGAACAGAACAUUACAAAUCUGUGGAAAACAGUCCGCCUAACGAGUAUAGUAUUGACCAAGCAGUAGCUGCUGCAAGUGAUGCAUCUGAUGGUGGUGAUUCCGAAGCAAUAUCCACCGUCGCUUCUGGACAUGUUACGAGGUCGCUACAUCGCUAUACGGUUCCUCUUUCCUUCUGGAAAGACUUAGAUCAGUCACAAAAGAGCAUUAAAUACAUGCUUGAAUUUUGCGACGGUGUUGAAAAGACGGCAGGUUAUACUAAAUACCGACAAGAAGCAGAUAUUUGUGAAGUAGAUAUUUUCAUUGAUACCGACUUACACGAAAUCGAGUCGCUAGUACCAGAUGUUUGUAAAAGAGAACUACAUACAUGGAAUGUUUUCGAAGAAACCGACGACAAAAGUAUAGUUUCAAAUUUCAAAAAAGGAGUUGUGGUUGAUUCUGGUGGCCCAAAGUUAGUAAAAUCUUUAAAUGAACCCAAUAUCACAGUACUCAAAGAAGAUGGCAGUUGGUGUAUCGAGGAUACUUGUGACGACACUUUCAAGACGAAUGAUAGUAUGAAAAUAAAAUGUCUAAUUGAGCGCGUUAUUUUUGAACCGCUGAUAGAAAGAUGCGAGUUUCUCGGUCAAGUUCUUGACGCCCUAAACACAGCAUCAGUAUCAGAGAAAUAUCAUAGUGAGGUGAGGGAUAAAAUGUCCAAGUUCGAAACUGCUCGACCAAAAGACAGAGGCGAGUGUUUCGAUGAAAAAGUCCUUGCACAGUUCAAACAACAAAGAGACACAGUUGAAGGUUUAUUCGAAGAAAUGGUCGCUGCAAUUUCGAGAAGUCACUUAAAUCGAGAAAAUGUAAUAAGACUAAAAGGAUAUUUGGAAAACAGAUCUGUGAGUAAAGAGGUAUCUGAAGAACUUUUUAGAAAAGAACAAACAGUUAAAGGAUGUGGCUACAGACUAAAAACACUUCAUGUCGAUGUGGAAAGAUUGCCGACAAAGGAAGAAAAUGAUGACCGUGAACAACGUAUUAGAGAAUUUUUAAGUAAUCACGACAUAACUGAUGUCAAAGUUAACUUCGUGUCGCCGACGCUAGAGGAAUAUAGCUAUGUCGGUGCACAUAUUGGUCUCAAAUCAGACACCGUCUUAAAAACGGGAACGCUCGGGUGUUUUGCAAAUCAUUCCAAAGAUCAGAAAUCUUCGUUAUGUGCUUUGCUUUCAAAACACGUGGCACAAGGCUGUUCAUCAGAAAUUUUAAUCGAGGACAAAGAUAAAAAUCUAAAAAUCUUUGGAAAAAUUCUUCCGGAUACGUACGUUGAUGGUGGUCAUGAUAUUGUAGCGGGUGUAGUAGAAGGCGAACACAUUUCAAACUGUGACAUGGGAUUUAGAAGUAUAGAAAAUAAAAAGGUACCUGGAGAACUGUACAGUGGUGGCGAUACAACUAACCUUCAGGGACAUCCUAUUCAUUUAUGGGGAGCAAAGUCUAAACCAGGUAUAGGAAAAGUAACUGUUCAGAACUACCAUUUUGCCGAUGACAAUGACACAUAUAUUGAAGUCCAAGAUGGAUCUGUAGCCUUAGGCAAACCUGAUGCCGUUCUUGCAAAAAACGGAGACAGCGGUGCGAUUGUAUGCAUGGACGAAUCUGGUGGAGAGAGAGUAAGGGUUAUAUCUAUGCUGAUGGGUCCGAAAAAUGAGAUUGGUUCGCAAAAUGAUCUUCAAGUAAAAAGAAAAUAUCUCACCCUUCCCCUGUCCAGUGGAUUACGAACUCUAGAAAAACGAACGAACGGAACGUUUCAGUUGCAAGGCACAGAUACUUCGGUAAAAUCAGCCGGUAAAAUGCUAGAUCCUACCAGCCUUUUUGCUGAAAAUAAUGACGAAGGCAUGCAUGAAGAGGAACCUCGGAAUCAGAGAGAAUAAACAAUUUUGGUUGUCUGACCUCAAACUGUCAAGAUCCAGUCGGCCAUCACAUUUAUGUAAUAUAUUAUAUUAACCCAUUCAUAUCUUUACUAAUAUAUUAUCAAGAUUUCAAUUAUUAUGUGCAUUAAUGUUCGAAAAUGAAUAGGCGUAUCUAUCUCUUAAUUCAUGUAACUUAGUCUUUUCCAUUUGCACGCUAGUACUUAGCAUGCACAACUGAAAAGUUUGGUUUCAUCUUUCUGAACGCAUCUCAUACAUUUGGUGGACUCUGGCUGAGAUACUGACGGCUAUGGCAUGGAGAAAUUGAGAGGUGACAUUUGUUUUUGUUUUCCAAACUCUUUGUUUAUACUGUCUAUGAAUUUGAAAUUAUUUCUUUCAAUGUAAGUAAAUGGUUAUAAUAAAGAAGGCUUACUGGUGAGUGAACAAUCAUGUUAUUCCAAAAGCGGAAUACUUCAUAUGUAUCCCAAAGUGUAGGAUGUGUAUUGAGAAUACCGAUUUCUUACCUUUAGCUAUUCAACAAGAUAUUGCUAAAACAUUUAAUAUACGCUAUCAAAUGCAAUAAAUAUCAUUUGUACUACUUUUUGAUAUAGUACAAUCCAGUAUCAUUAAUACUGCUUCGUUGUUUAAUGCGAUACAUUUCAUUUAUACUACUAUGCUGUUUAAUGCUAUGUCAUUUAUACUACUUUGUUGUUUAAUGCAAUGUCAUUUAUACUACUUUUUUGUUUAAUGCAAUGUCAUUUAUACUACUUUGCUGUUUAAUGCAAUACAAUAUUCAAUAGCUUAAUUAAUUAUACACAAUUUAGCAUUUUUGAGUUUACAUGUCAUGUCUUUUGUUUCCUUUGAGUGUGUAAGUGAUUCACCUGGCGAAGAUAACUUCUAUUAUCUUCAGAUUCUUGAUAGUGACAGUGAAUUAAUAUAUGGUUUAAAUUACAAACUACACAAUUGUUGAAUGAUACUAUCAAACCUAUUAUAUGCGGGAUUGUUUACACACCGCCUAUAGUUUAACUAUAUCACAAUCUAAUAUAUAGUAUCCUAAUAUAUAGAUGAUCUCUGCAGAAAGCAUUACUGUUUACGGCUAUGGUCGCAUGAUGAAAACGAGACAAAAAAAAAUUGCAAGGAAAUGUAAACCUGGAGAAAUUUAAUAAUAUUCUUGAAGAACUUGAAAGAAUUGAAGAAAAAAAUGUGCCCGAACAAUAUGAAAUAAAUAAGUUUGUUGAAAAAAUUAAUAACAUUAUUUCAAAUUCUUGUGAACUAACAUUUGGCCAAAUGAUAAACAAAAGUAGUAAGAACACCUCCCCCAACCCCCAAAUAUUUAAGCAUGGUUUAAAAAGGACUGUCACAGCGCUAAAAAUAGAUAUCAUAUUGCACGCAGGAUGUUUAACAAAAAUAAAUCUGAGUUGAAUAAAAAUAAUCUAAAAUCAGUCAGUAAAGAAUAUAAAAAUACAUUAUCACUUAAUUUUAGAAAAUAAAAAUUAGAAAAGGCUGAAAGUCUAAGACAUUUAAAAUAAAAUAAUCCAAAGGAAUACUGGAAAAUAAUUAAUUCUAUUAAUAAAACAAAAAAUAAGGUGCGAGCAAGUCGUAAUGACUUUUAUGAGUUUUUUUAAAACUAUAAAUGAUUAUAACUUGUCUGGAGCGGAAAAUAGCAAAAAUGACAAUAAAGAGGAGGCUAACGAAGUACUUUGAACGAAAUAAAUGAAGACAUAAAUGGAAAAAUCACAAAUUGAAGAAGAAAUAAUACGAAUUGUUAAAUCUCUUUAAAAUGGUAAAAGUCCUGGUAUAGAUAGCAUUAUACAUGAACAUAUAAAAAGCACUUGGAGAAUCAUGAUGUCAAUGUAUAAAAGACUAUUUAACUUAAUUCUAAAUCACGGUAUAAUUCCAGAAUUUCGGACAGAAGGCACUAUAAUAGCAGUAUGACUCAAAUUUACCAGAAAAUUACAGACCCAUUACCUUAUCAAGUUGUCUAGGAAAAUUGUUCAGAAUCAUUAAUGAUAGACUAAAUAAGUACGCAAACGAAUAUGAUCUUAUUUCAAACUACCAAGCAGGAUUCAGGAAAAAACAUUCUAUUACAGAGAAACUCUUUGUUUUGCAAUGUUUAAUAGAUUUAUUAAGCUCACUAAAAAGGAACUUUACUGUGAAUUCAUAGAUUUUAAACAGGCGUUUUAUACUGUAUGGAAACAAGGCCUCUGGACUAAGUUAUUAAAAAGCCAGAUAAAUGGGAAAUGCUUUAACCUAAUCAAAAAUAUGUAUAGUAAUAUUAAGUCUAGAGUAAAGACAAAUAGGGGGACCACAGCUUUUUCCCCUGCCUGACGGGUGUUCGACCAAGGAAAAAUUUAUCUCCCUUGUUAUUUUCUAUCUUUCUAAAUGAUCUGGAGAACUUUUUCAUCCUGAGUGAUGAUAAUGGAAUAAAGUGUAAUAUUUCAUAUAAAGAGAUAGUAAUGUAGUAUGUCAACUUUUCAUUAUUUUAUACGUAGAUGACACUUUUUUGGUUAAUAGUAAUAGUACUGACUUGAAAACAACCCUUAAGCUUUUUGAAGAAUAUUGUGACACAUGGAGGUUAACCGUUAAUAUUAAUAAAAUUAAAGUACUUAUAUUCGGGUCUGAAUGUAAAAACUACAAAGAGAUUUUACUUUUAAAGGAAAUUGAACUAGAUAUUUUGAAUGGGUAUAAGUAUCUUGGUAUAUACUUUUCCAGAUAUAAAAGUUACUUAAAUGCUAAAAAAACACAUAGCUGAACAGGCAAAAAAGCAAUGUUCUUACUUCCAAAAAAGAGUAGGGUCUUAAUUUCCCUUAUGAUAUACAGAUUGAGUUAUUCAAUAAAAUUAUGAAACCAAUAUUGUUAUAUGGAUAUUGUUAUAUGGAUGUGAAUUAUGGGGCUUUGGAAACAAUGAAAUUUUAGAAAGAGUUCAAUUAAAAUAUUUUAAACUAAUAUUUCAUCUUAAAAGAUCCACACCAACUCAUCAUUUAUAUAAUAUGGAGAAUUAGGAAUAAAGCCGCUACACUUUGAUAUAAAUGAACGAAUGAUUAACUUUUGGGGUAAGCUUACUGGUCCAGAGAAUGCCAUUAGAAUAGUUGGUUAUAAAAUUACAUGUACUACAUUAUAUAUGGAUUGAAACAGCAAGGAAAACUGUAUUCCAAAUGGAUUGAACAAAUUAAAAAUUCAUUUUAUUCAAAUGGAUUUGGAAACAUUUAGGAACAACAACAUACACUGAACAGAAAAUGGUUUUAACUAGCUUUUAAGCAAAUGAUAAAUGACCAGUACCUACAAAUUUGGAAUGACAUGACACAAAAAUCUUCUAGUGACAUGAACUAACGAAUAUUUAAAACAGACCUGAAAAUGAACCCAUUUCUCAAAACUUGCUAAACAAACAAAGUAGAAUUCUUAUUGCCUUCAGAACAAGAAAUCAUAGAUUUCCAAAUGAAGUAGGGAUAUGGACGGGUACUGCAGUAACUGAAAGACUCUGCACUUUAUGUAACAGAAAUGAAGUAGGAGAUGAAUACCAUUAUUAUUUUUUUUUUGGAAAAAUGACAAAAAAAGUUGUUUUAAUAAUAUGAUAGCCACUGAUCUAAAUUUGGUAAGAAUUACCCAUAAUGUUUGAAGAAUAUAUGUAUGUUUACACAACAAUAUGUACAUGUUUUGUACAAUUUUUGUACAAUUCAUAUGUUCACAAUUUUGGUAUACAUACAUGUAGUUUCAUUAGUCACGGCUUAAAUAGCCAUGCAGCCCUAAUUACUAAAAGAUUCAGAAAUUACAACAUAAAAUGACUCUUAAUUAACUAUGUUCAAUUAUAUUUACUAUUGAGAAACUUUUCAUUCUUAUCUGGGAAUACAGUUUAAACAUUUUUAAAGUAACAUGGACACAGCAACAUUAUAUACAAUUACAAAAGACUGACUUAGUAUUUAAGUAUAUUUGUGCUUAUGUUCCUUUCAUUUCUCCUUUCGAAAAAGCAACACUAAUACAAACAUCAUUACAACUAUAUCUCUAUACAUGAUGAGUUUGAUCCAACUAGAAUCUACACUUAAAUACUUAUUCUCCAUUAUCAAGAUUAAGUAUGUUUUUAAAAAAUGCUUAAAUGCAGUCUAUGCUAUAAUACAGUCAUAUUUAAUGCUUUGUCUUUGGAAAAUUUAUUAAUUUAUUCAUACACUGCUUUAAUAUAAAUAACGUAAGCAAGUUUGUACCAAUUUUUGCAUAUAGAUCUAUAUGCCGGAUUAUGUCUUGUGUUUAAUUAUACUAGAAUGUUAUUACCUUUAAAGCAUCUAGCUUGGCUUUUUCUUUCUUUUCUUUUUAUAAUGAGUAUCUUCUUUUUAUUCUGAGGUAUACUGUAAUGCUAGAUUCCAAUAAUUUUUCUACUUUAAUGGCUACGGCUAAAAUUAUAUAAUCAUAACUAUUUUGUGUUGUUUAUAUUUGCUUGAUUGUUUGUUUUCUCAUAUUCAUGAACAAUUUGUUAAUAUGGUAUUCUGUAUGUAUUUCAUAGAAUUUAUUUCAAAAAGGUACCUAGCCAAAAUGAAAUAUAUUUUUGUCAAUUUAAACAUACUGGUUAUAACAUGCUAAUUUACUUAUUUUUUUUAAAGUUACCAUGAAUGGUUUAUUAACAUCAAUAAUAGCUACUCCUAAGCCAUGCAUGUAUACUUGUUAGAACAGGACAACGUUUAUUUAGAGACCUAAAGGGAGUGGAUUGUAGCUCUAAUCUUUCUAUAUGGCUAAAAGUUAUUUCCCUAAAAGACACGUUACUUGGUCUUACUUAACAUCUAUUAAAUAUAGCUAUUGCUGAUACUGAUAGAUAGUUUACAGCUCUAAAUAUUUAAAUUCACCUAGAACUGAAGAAUUGAUAUAAAUUCUGGUAAUCUACUGUCAAAUCAAGUCAGAAUUGCCCUUGUGGUUUGGUUUUCGGUGAAGGGUAGGUCUUCUGUACUUGCCAUUAGAAUAGUUGGUUUUAAAUUUUAUAUAAGCAUUGAAAUGUCAACUUAGAUGAAGUAAGUCACUUACCCCUUCUUGAUAGUUAAUUCCCAUGUUGCCGGUAAAUUCCAAUUGCGAAAUUGAGAAUGCUGUAUUUUUAAAUGAUUUUAAACACCACAAAAUGACAAAACUGUUGUGAAUUCUAUUAUAAAUAUCUCUAUUCAGUAUCCGCAUGACCUUUUGUGACACUGAAAUUAAGUGCUUUUAAUCACGGAACACUGUUUUACUAAUAGACCACGUGUUAGAGACUUUUAAAGUAAAAUAAGAGUGCUUUUCACAAAAAUCGCAAAAGUUAGCUACUAAGUGAGGUAAUUAAAAUUUCUAGUUAUAGGUUAUAAUGUACUAAAAUCAUGAUAAACAAGAUCUGCUUAUCAGAUUCUGUAUAAAAAUAAUACGUGAAUACAAUUCGUAAGAUGAAAUUUAAACGCCGAUUCAUUCACUUGUCUUAAAUAAGAGUUGUCCUCUGCUGAUCACGUGUUUUAUAUUAUUAUUAUUAUUAUUAUUAUUGAAAUGUUAAUCUCAUGUAUAUGUCAUGUACAAACUGAGAGACUUUAAUAAUAAACUUGUAUUUACA
Mercenaria mercenaria is the source of this 9285-nucleotide messenger RNA. RefSeq lists its product as uncharacterized. Lineage: Eukaryota; Metazoa; Mollusca; Bivalvia; Venerida; Veneridae. The record is from RefSeq and is a predicted model, not a curated record. The transcript has 13 exons. The coding region runs from base 165 to 3761 and encodes 1198 amino acids.